Cornus florida is the source of this 3354-nucleotide messenger RNA. RefSeq lists its product as uncharacterized. Gene Ontology annotation, biological process: regulation of asymmetric cell division. The transcript has 5 exons. The record is from RefSeq and is a predicted model, not a curated record. NCBI's taxonomy places the organism in Eukaryota, Viridiplantae, Streptophyta, Magnoliopsida, Cornales, Cornaceae. The coding region runs from base 1527 to 3212 and encodes 561 amino acids.
UUUUCCAAUGGUCCCUCUUGCACUAAAUAUUCUUUUUCAGGAUUGUGAUAAUGUGAGGUGUUGGGAUAUGAUUGAGAUCUUUCUGGUUUGAUCAUUUUGAUCUUUACCAACUUUACUUUGUAUUAUAUGAGAUUGUGUAGAGACCUGUUUGGGUAAACCCCUAGAGCCUAGAGACAAAUGGGUUAGAUCUGGUGAGAAGUAACAGACAAAAAAAUAUGAUGGAAUUGUUUCAAAAGGCGCCACUAAUGGAUUUGUUUUAAAAGUUGUGUUAUAUUGUAACUGUUAAUGGUUUUUGGACUUUUUGAAAAGUAAAGUUUGACUUUCUCUAUUCUUUUUCUUUUUCUAUGCAUAAAAUAAAGGAUUCCAUUUGGUUAAAUCCCAAAACCUUGCAAGGCCAAUGGGUUAAUCUGUAUGUAUACUGAUGUAUUUAGUCUAGUUUCCAGAACUUAUUAGUUCCCUUUCGCUCACCCGUUUGCUUGUUUUUGUUUUGUUUGUGGCCGUGAUCAUUGCGUAGGGCCCAUGCUAAUCUUCUUAGUAUUUGUAUCGUUUCAAUUUUAUCUCAUUUUCAGGGACAAUCAGACAGUCUGAAACUUGGGCCCUGCCAACUUGCUUAUAAGAUUUUAGCUAGAACGAAAUGAAGGUUUUAAAAAAAGGAUCACAAAAUACAGUGGACAUUACAAGUGGAUCUUAUUCUGUUUGAAAAUGGAUUGAUCCUAACUUUUCUUGCUCAUCUGCAAUUUAUUCUCAUUGCUUUGAAAACAAGCAGCACAAAAUACAGUGAAUAUUACAAGUAGAUCUUAUUCUGUUUGAAAAUGGAUUGAUCCAAACUUUUCUUGUUCAUCUGCAAUUUAUUCUCAUUGCUGCAUCAUUUUUUGUUAAGCAUUGUUUCACUAGUUUAAAUUAUCGUUGUUUGAUAAUUUAUUUAGUUCCAUUUCGUUUUAAUAUUUGAUAUAGUGAUCCAAGGGAGCAGCAAUUGUCUUUCUUUAUUUGUUUGAGUUUCAAGGUUAUUCAACUAAAAUUGGCUUCAGCUCCCAUUUCUUUCUUAUAAUUUGCACUUGCUCCGUGUAGUUAAUUAUUUCUAGUGGCUUUGAAUCAAAGGCAUUUUUUCCACUAUGAGCCUAGUGCUCCUCUCCUAAUAUGACAUUAAGAUUGUUGAGCAGAUCUUCUUGGUGAUUUUUUUGGCCAGUCAGAUGAUUCUUUGCUCUUUUUCUCUCAAUUGUUGUAUGAAUCUCUUGUUUACAAACUUGGUCUUCAAUAGUGAUGCAUUUCAUCCUUGUUUACUGAAAGACGCUAUUCAUAUAGGAAUGUCAAAAUUGUGCCCGAAUUAUCCAUUUGUGAGAAACUACUGCUGUUACCUAAUAAGUUUCAAUGUUUCGAUGUUGAAUUUGGAAUUGCAUCUUGCUUUACUGUGUCAUUCAUUUUGAUUAGCAAGGUCCCAGUGGGUCAGAUCUGCCAACUGCCGGGGUAGUGGAUGUUUGCUUUGCAGCUGCUAAGAAUUCUUCUGGCCAUCCCAACCCAUUGAAACCAUGAAGCGUGAGUUUCAAAAUCAAGAUGUAAAUGUACCAGCAGAUAGUGAACCAUUGUUUUGUAAUUCAACUCUAGUCUUUAAGACUGAUUCUAAAUCAUUUGAGUACAACAACAGUGCUUUUGACACAGCUGGAGAAGAGGCAAUCGUUAAGGAAAAUCGGAUUGGAAUCUUGUGUGAUCUAAAGGACAGUGAGAGCGAUUCAGUUCCGUCAGCAUCUAAGACUAAUGAUAGAGAUAGAUUUUCUAACCCUCCCAAACUUGAAUGUUCUAUGGUGGUUGACAAUUUUACUGAAGGUGAUGAUAUUGAGGCCAAAAAUUCUGUCACACCCUCUUCCAUUCCUUCUAGCAAAUUAGAAUCAUUUGACAAGGAUGCAGAAUUUUACACCGAUAAAAAUGUUAUGGAAUGUGAAUUGCCAGAAUUGAUAGUGUGUUACAAAGAGAGUUUUUAUCAUGUUGUGAAGGACAUUUGCAUUGAUGAGGGAGUGAUUUCACAUGACAAAAUUUUGAUUAAGAGCGGUAAAGAUGAGUGUAACAGUGAUGACAUCUUCCUACCUUCUGAUAGAAAUAUAAAAGAUAAUAGUACCAAACGAGGAGUAGAUACUGAGAUGUUCAUUCCAGAUCGGUUGGAAUCAUCAAAAAAAGAUUGCAACAAGGAUGAUACUAAUGAAUUUGUGACCGAAGAAAAAGUAGAUAUUGAACUUACUUCGCAGGACAAAAUUUUAGAUGAAAGCAGUAAAGACGAGCGUAAGAGUGGCUGCAUCUUCAUACCUUCAGAUGGAGAGGAAAAAUUCGGCAUUACAAAACAGGGAGUAGAUAUUGAGUUGCUCAUUUCAGAUAGGUGGAAAUCAUCUGAAGAAGAUUGCAAGAAAGAUGCUACUAAUGAAUGUGGGACCAAAGAAAAGGAAGAUAUUGAAUUGUUCAUUCCAGAUGGGUUACAAUCUUCGUCAGAAAAUCAUUCUGACAAGUAUACUGCUAAAGAAUAUGGUUUCAAGGAUUUGAUAGAGACAGAUGAAGGUAUUGACAAUAUAGUGGAUGAUCUCUUGAGAGAGGAGUGUGUAGGGAAUAGCAUGCUUUUGGUGCAAGAGUUCAACAGGCAGACAUCCCUUAAAUCUCUCCUCGAGUCUUCACAUCAUGGCGGCAAUGAAGUCAAACGACCAUCUGCUCAGAUUCCAUUUGUCGAAGGAAUCUCGGAAAGCCCUGCUGUGGUAUCUGCACCUGAAGAAUCAAAGAAGAGUGACCCUGCUAAAGACUUAAGUUACAAUAGCAAGGUGGAGAAAAGAACCAUCACAUUUGAUUUCGACUCUUCUAAAGUUGUGGCUAGAAGCAAGGUCAAGAAAGAAAACGUUGGUUGUGAACACCAGCCGGAGUCACAAAAUGUGCCUAAACAUGUGGAUGGACUUACUGGUAGUCUUUCAGUUGUAAGCCAAGUUCAACAUUGUAAUGGAGAAUCAAGUUUCUCUGCAGCAGGUCCUGUAUCAAAUCGAAUAAAUUCCUCGGGGCAUAUACCAUAUUCGGGUAGCAUCUCUGUUCGAUCAGAUAGCAGCGCAACAAGCACCCGAUCCUUUGCCUUCCCCGUAUUACAGUCUGAAUGGAAUUUCAGUCCGGUAAGAAUGGCAAAAGCCGAUCCAAGACGUCAUCGAAAGCAUGGAGGAUGGAGGCAGGGCCUUCUUUGCUGUAGAUUCUAAAUGUUUUUUUCUUUCAUAGUUUCUUGGUUUAAAUAUAUAAAUCACCACAAUUUUACAUUUAUGGUCCAUUAUCAGAAAUACAGAUUUAGUUUUUUUUUCUUCUUCCCAAGGUUGGUGUGCCAUGUGCAGUAGGUUUACCCUU